Messenger RNA from Bicyclus anynana (squinting bush brown), 3430 nucleotides. Its product is annotated as gastrula zinc finger protein XlCGF49.1. The coding region runs from base 250 to 840 and encodes 196 amino acids. Gene Ontology annotation, molecular function: DNA-binding transcription factor activity; RNA polymerase II cis-regulatory region sequence-specific DNA binding. Gene Ontology annotation, biological process: regulation of transcription by RNA polymerase II. The transcript is spliced from 5 exons. NCBI's taxonomy places the organism in Eukaryota, Metazoa, Arthropoda, Insecta, Lepidoptera, Nymphalidae. The record is from RefSeq and is a predicted model, not a curated record.
CUAUCCAAUUAAAAAAUACACUGACUGACGUACAAAAAAAAUCGAAUUUUUCUUCCCGAUGUAUGUAAACAAUCCAGAAGAUUUGAUUUGAUUUCCACCAAAUUAACAUUUUAUUAUUAAUAAAAUUUAUAAUAAAUAGAUUUUAUAAAGGACAUGUUUACCCACCGGGACAUGAAAAUGGAAGAUGUGUAAAGAUUUUUUGUAAAUAAGUAACUUGUUACAAAGUUGUCAAACAAGUUUGGGUCAGCGAUGGAUUCAUCUGUGGCUCUAGCCAGCCAGCCUGUGGAAGAGAUAGUCAUAAAGUGUGAAGUCAUAGAGAUAUCUGACGAGGAGCCAGGAUCGGAAGAACCAAAAAAGAAGCGUCGUAAGCGAGUGGCGCCCAAGUCGCCGCAGUCUUGCGAGCAGUGCGGCAAGGUGUUCCAGACGGGCUACGAGCUGAAGAAGCACAGGCGCACGCACACCGGCGAGCGGCCCUACAUGUGCACGACCUGCGGGAAGACGUACACACAGCUCGGACAUCUCAGUAUACACAGUUUAUCACAUAAGGGUAUAAAGAACUUCAACUGCUCGGAGUGCGGGGCGUCGUUCUACCGCAAGGCGGACCUGGACCGGCACGAGAAGGUGCACACGGGCGAGAAGCCGCACCAGUGCGAGAUCUGCUCCAAGAGCUUCACGCAGAAGAACAACCUCGUCAUGCACUUCAAGAUGCACCUGGGCGAGAAGCCGCACCAGUGCGAAGUUUGCAACAAGAGAUUCCUCACAAGAAGCAAGAUGGUGCUGCAUUCAAAGAAGCACGACAAAGAGAGAAAGAAGAAAGAGAUCAUUAGCCAUCAUGUAUAAGAGAAGCUGGAAAAUAGAGACUAGCAUCAUUUAUCACUAACAUUCGACCGACAUGACUCGUGUGGGGAAAUAGACAAAAUAUAUCAACCAACCGGAAAUAUAUCUCUUUCAUUGCGUUGGAACGAAAGAGAUGGGACUGGAACUCCGUUGCCACUUUUUUUUUCGGCAUCGGCAUUUGUCUAUUUCUCUUCACGACAUACGUUGGGUCGCUUGUUAAAUUGUAAAUAGUCUACAAUAAAGUGCACGACGACCCAUCUCUUGACUCGGACUAAUUACACAAGGAACUGACCCGCUACGUCAAAGUAUAUAAUUUUUUUUUUUUAUUCUUUACAAGUCAGCCCUUGACUACAAUCUCACCUGAUGGUAAGUGAUGAUGUAAUCUAAGAUGGAAGCGGGCUAACUUGUUAGGAGGAGAAUAAAAAUCCACGCUCCUAUCGGUUUCUACACGACAUCGUACCGGAACGCUAAAUCGCUUGGCGGUACGUCUUUGUCGGAAGGGUGGUAACUAACCACGGCCGAAGCCUCCCACCAGCUAGACCUGGACCAAUUAAGUAAACCUCAAUCGGCCCAGCCGGGGAUCGAACCCUAGACCUCCGUCAUUAAAUCCACCGCGCAUACCACUGCGCUACGGAGGCCGUCAAAAUCAUAUGAUCAAUGAUCUAACGCCGUUUAUAAAAACUGUUGCUAUAGAAUCGAUGUUUCAUUGUUGUAAUCGUUUUCAUUGUGUAAAGAGCCCCAUCAGGUGAGAUUGUAGUCAAGGGCUAAUUCGUAAAUAAAAAUAAAAUAAAUGUAGUAUAAGAACACGAAAAAUACUUAUUUGUGUUAACUGUUUUCGAUGUGUGAGUUUACCUCGCCCCCCUCAAAAAACUACAGACAAACUGUUGGUCAAUUUGUGUUCGAUACAUGUCCUUGUGCAGUUAGUCUGAGUCUCUUGACAUGGGUUGUAGUCGUCGUCAUAGGGGACUUGUUCGCCGCGACCACAACGUGAUUACAGGUGGUAUUAACAUUCAAUAAUUAUUUUAUUGUAGAUGGGAGGUAACACUGUUGGUAUAAAUGAGAGGGUAUUUGAUGACUUGAGCUCAGUUGUAUGUUAGGCAGCGUAGACACCGUCACGCUGCCGGUCGCGUUAGUAAUAUUAUGCAAUAAUGUUUUGUGUUAUUUAUCAUAAAUUGUUUAGUGUGAGUGUCGGGCAGGGGAGGUGAGUGUCGAUGCAUUCUAAAGGGAUCCCUUAAACCUACUCCCAAGGUCACAAGUCCUGGGACCUGCUCGAUGUGUUUCCUCUACCACAAAAUAUGGUACAAUCACUGUCGCUGCUACCGUCGUCAUGUGGAACGGUGGCAGAAGUAUUUUGAACGUUGUAAUCGCUUAGUGGAACACAGCUCUAUAGCUUGGUAACUUCGUUGAUGACACUUAAAAAAUCUCUUACAGACACACUUAAAGACUCACUGCGGUUACUUUGUGGUUUUUCAUCGCUUCAUCACUUCAUCAAAAUGACCUUGACUACGACAUUUCACAUCAACUGACAGUGAUAUUUUGAUUUUACUAUCAUCUAUUAUGCUCAUUUCAACGAAAUUACGUAAAUAGCGGUUUUUCGUUUAAAUAAAGUUACUACUUGCUACUAUUAUUACUUUAAUACUGUCACUUUACGUAAAAUGACGGUAACUAUUUCAUUUAGUUAAAACACGAUGUUAGACGAUUGCAAAAACGAAAAUAAGAUGAAAAACGAUGUAGUGAUUCAUUAUUUGAAUGGUGCACUGAGAUACAUAACAGUAGGGUUGCCAACAAUUUUUGAGAAAGAUAUAGUAUUUUUCAAAUUUAGCUUUAUAAUAUGGUACGCUUCAAGAAAAUAUAGUACCUAUAUUACGGAGUUAGUGAAGAAAUACGUUUAUUUUCAUAAAAAACUACCUAUAAUAAUUGUUUGGGUUUGUUGCAUUUUUCAGGUUUUUUGCCUAUAAUUGUGUCUAGAGUGUCAUAUUCUUAUAUGUAAUUUAUAAAUUAUUGAAAACUAAAAGUUAGUUACGAAACUCGAUACUACGCUAUUGCAUCUGUCGAAAAAUAAUGUUUAUAAAGUUUUAGAAUGAAAGAUUUGUGUUAGAUUUCUUUGUUGAAAAUGUAGUAUUUUUGCGUACUGUAUAUUUCUUCAAUAGUACGCAGACUAAAAAAAUAGUACAAUAUUAUAUGUUACUAGCUGACGCCGCGCGGUUUCACCCGCGUGGUUCCCGUUCCCGUAUGAAUACGGGGAUAAAAUAUAGCCUAUAGCCUUCCUCGAUAAAUGGGCUAUUUAACACUGAAAGAAUUUUUCAAAUCGGACCAGUAGUUCCUGAGAUUAGCGCGUUCAAUCAAACAAACAAAUAAAUAAACUCUUCAGCUUUAUAAUAUUAGUAUAGAUAGUACGGUUGGCAACCCUACAUAAUAGGCCCACAAAUGAGUCAUGAUCAUAACGAGUUUGUAUGUAUAGUGCGCUGCCUACCCUAAGUACUGCCUUUGUGCACACCACUGCUAGUGUAAGCCUCUGUUGAUGGUUUUAGUGUGUUAUUAUUUUAUGAUUAAGUGAAUGAAAUACGGGAUGAUUACAAAAAGUUAUCAAAUA